Molecule: messenger RNA, 7799 nt
Organism: Carassius gibelio (silver crucian carp)
Lineage: Eukaryota; Metazoa; Chordata; Actinopteri; Cypriniformes; Cyprinidae
Gene: hecw2a
Product: HECT, C2 and WW domain containing E3 ubiquitin protein ligase 2a
Exons: 30
Coding region: 824-5230 (1468 amino acids)
Biological process (GO): regulation of dendrite morphogenesis
Molecular function (GO): ubiquitin-protein transferase activity; protein binding
Source: RefSeq, a predicted model, not a curated record
GCAGUCGCCACCCCGCUGCUCUCACACUGCUCCAGCUCCAGCUCCGGAGCGCCUUAUAACUGCGUUAUAACCACCGCUGCAUGCGCUGCGCGGACGGGCGAAGCGGGUGUCACGUCCACAGGGAAACCCGACGCCGUGUUUCUAGAGUAAUUACACAGGCGUUGAGAUCAAGUCUUCAGAAGCGUCAGAUCAGAUAGAUCGCGCUGUAAUCCAGGAUGUUAUAGCUCAUCUGUCAACCUGUGCAGAAGGGAACUAUCCCCUCAGUCGUGAUUUCUGCUUCGGGUAAGCAACUAUAUCUCGCUACAGUGGACGAAGAGGCCUUGAAUAUACCGACGCAUCGCUGCCAAAGGGAACCCAAAGAGGAAAGCGCGAUAAAGCGGCAUUAUUAACUCACGCUAUUCGCCUCUGCGCCGCGGAUUUUGUUGGCGCUUCCAUGGACACAUCAGGUUGAUGCGCAGGAGCCGAGAAGGACUGUGCUUGCUAGCUGGAUCCCACUGGCCAAUCAAUGGAAAUAACUAAGCUCUUUUAGACUCAUUAAAGAUUAAUUAAAUACCUCAUUCUCAAAUCGUUAAGGUCAAUCGUCAUUAUCACAGCCAAGUGCUCUAGCAGAUGACAGGCCUAUCUGGUCCUUCACCUGUAUGACCAGACAAUUUCAGGUCAGCCCAGCUCUGAUCCAGGAUUCAGGACAGGGACCUCCAUCAUUCCGGCUUUUUCCUCAAACUCACCCAGUCUAUAGACGUGCUCCCACACAGUUGCCACCAUUCGCCCCUCUCUCGCCACAGCAGUUCUCCCGUCCAGGCCCCGCUCCGGCCCGGCGUCAGGCAUGGCGCCUCAGGGGCGGGAUCACCUGGCCACACGGGAGACUGCAGGCCGUAGACGGAGCCCAAAUGUGCGGCACACGCUCAGCCCGGAGAAUCUUCGGAGCUUAGCCGAGCGCGGUGGAGCCGAGCAGACUGGAGCUGGACUCCCCAGAGCCAACAGCGAUACAGACCUGGUCAGUUCUCAAGGGCGAUCCUCGCUCACAGCUUCUACUUUAGAGUUCACUUUGGGCCGGGGCCAGAACUUGGUCAUCACGUGGGAUAUCAAGGAAGAGGUGGAUGCUACAGACUGGAUUGGCAUGUACCACAUAGAUGAGACCUGUCCAUCAAAUAUGUGGGACUGCAAGAACCGCGGGGUUAACGGUACACAGUGUGGUCAGAUUUUCUGGAGGCUGGAGGCAGGACCGUACUUCCUUGAAGCUGAGACAAGGAUCUGUUUUAAGUACUAUCAUGGAGUAAGCGGUGCACUGAGAGCCACAACUCCCUGCAUCACAGUCAAGAACCCCAGAGCUUCGGUCGACGGUCAAGGUGAAGGACAGCAAGCUUCAGACAGCAGCCGGAAAUUGGUCAGCUUUACUCUAUCAGAUAUCCGGGCUGUGGGGCUGAAAAAAGGGAUGUUUUUUAACCCAGACCCUUAUUUGAAGAUGAGCAUUCAUCCUGGCAAGAAAAGUUGCUUCCCGACAUUUUCUCAUCAUGGUCAAGAGAGACGAUCUGGCAUUACAACUAACACUACUAAUCCUGUGUGGCAUGGAGAGAAACACACUUUUGUGGCUCUUAUGACAGACGUCUUAGUGAUUGAGGUCAAAGACAAGUUUGCUAAAAGUCGACCUAUUAUUAAACGCUUUCUGGGUCAACUGAACAUCCCGGUGCAGAUGCUGCUGGAGAGACACGCAUCAGGGAACCAAUCACUGAGCUUCUCUCUAUGUCGUCGUUUGCCCACUGAUCAUGUGAGCGGUCAAAUGCACUUUAAAGUGGAUGUUACAUCUAUGGGCCAAGAUGACAUUUCUCCUGAGACGAUUCUGGGGGCAGCAGCCCUCAAUGGAGCUCCUGGAACCCCUUCAGAUGAUGAAGAUCUGCCCCAUCCUCUCCCUGUCCCAUCAGCAGGCCCUUCCCCCACUGGCUCCCUGGGUUCCCAUAGAAAUGGUGACGGGAGCAGCAUUCCCUCCCCAGACACAGAGAUGUAUGGUACCACCCUGGACGAUGAAGCCCCUUCUUCACCUGACCCGCUACAGGUUUCUUUCAGUGAGCAGCUUGAUGCCAUUGAUGCCCCUAAGGGCCCGGGAGAUAGGCCUUUUGGGGCAGCUUCUCCCAAACUACGAUCUAGCUUUCCCACACAUACGCGCCUCAGCGCUAUGUUGCAUAUUGACUCAGAUGAAGAUGAGGAAAGAUCCGCUGCUACAGAGGCUACGCUACCUACAUUUAGUAGCACUUCAAGGACUCAAAACAUCCCCACAAAACCACCAAUAACAGAACCUGUGGUUGAAAGAACUGUAGAGGAACCUCCAGAAGAGGCAGAGCUGGAGUCUGAAAUAGAGACUCUGAAUAUAGGACCAGAGGUGGCUCCUGAGCCAGAGGUUGUGCCGAGUUCAGUGGCCCCUGAGGUGGAAACCGCCAGUCUGAUAGAGAGGCAAGAGGAAGAGGAAGAAGACGAGGAAGAGGGGCUGGCACCCAGUGAGGAGCUGGCAACUGAAGUUGAUAUCUCUUCAAUGGCAUCUGACUGCAGCCCAGGCCUUGUGUCUGCUUCUCAGGAGGCAGAACAAGGGGCAGAGGCAGCCAUUGACCCAGGGGGAGAAGAUCUUUCAGAUGACCCACCCACAACUUAUGAGGUUGUUGAAGAAACCGUUCCAAAAAAUGAGUUAGAGAGGGACGCCCCAAAACCAGAACCAUCAGCCAAUGAGGAAGAGGAAUGUGAAGAUGUGACUGAGGACACAAUGUCCAGAAGAUGGAGCCUGGAGGCGACAGCCGGUGUGUCACAGGAGGAUGAAGAGGAAGAGGAGUUAAUGCCUUCAGUAGACGGAGAAUCUGUGGAUUCGGAGACCUUCAUUACGGAGACAGAAUCAGAAUUAGGUGUCCCUCAGAUCAACGGCGAUCAGCGUGUUUGUUCUCUGCCGUCUGUAAGACAAGACAUCCACCGAUACCAGCGUGUGGACGAGCCCUUACCUCCUAACUGGGAGGCUCGUAUUGACAGUCAUGGCCGUAUCUUCUUUGUGGAUCAUGUGAACCGCACCACCACAUGGCAGAGACCCACUGGCCCACCUGCUCCCCAGGGUCUGACCCGCUCCAGCUCCAUACUGCAGAUGGAGCAACUCAACCGCAGGUAUCAGAGUAUUCGUCGAACUAUGACCAAUGAAAGGUCUGAGGAACAAAGAGUGGAUGAUCCUCCUUCUGAAGAGACAGAACUGCUGCCCCACUCCAUCGGUGAAUACCGAAGGGACGGCUUUAUGGGUCAAGCCAGCUCACGUUCUCGUCUGGCUUUGCUGCUUCAGUCUCCUGGUGCAAAGUUCCUCUCCAGUCCAGACUUCUUCUCUGUUCUGCAUUCUAAUCCUGGUGCCUAUCGCAUGUUCACAAGUAAUACGUGUCUGAAGCACAUGAUCAGUAAAGUUCGACGGGACGUCCAACACUUCGAGCGAUACCAGCACAACCGGGACCUUGUCAACUUCCUCAAUCUGUUCUCCAACAAGCAGCUGGAGCUGCCACGGGGCUGGGAGAUGAAACACGACCACACUGGGAAGCCCUUCUUUGUGGAUCAUAACUGUCGUGCCACAACAUUUAUUGACCCACGGCUGCCUUUACAGAACUCGCGGUCCAGCGGCCUGCUGGCGCACCGACAGCACCUGUCCCGCCAGCGCAGCCACAGUGCAGGAGAGGUAGCCGAUGACUCUCGCUCUCCGAGUCCUCCUGUCCAGGGCCGGUCGCCAAGAAACCGUCAGUAUCAGGACUUGGUGCCUGUAGCUUAUAAUGAGAAGAUUGUCGCUUUUCUGAGACAACCCAACAUUUUUGAGAUUCUGCAAGAAAGACAGCCGGAGCUUGUGAGAAAUCACUCCCUUAGAGAGAAGGUUCAGUUCAUCCGCAAUGAGGGCCCAACUGGGUUGGCCCGUCUGUCCAGUGAUGCAGACCUAGUUAUGUUGCUCAGCCUGUUUGAAGAGGAAGUGAUGUCUUAUGUGCCACCCAAUGCCUUACUGCUCUCCAGCUACUGUCAUGCGUCCCCUCAGAGCUCCCCUGGAACUCCACGAGCCAAUGCUCGAGCCCCUGCACCCUACAAGCGGGAUUUUGAGGCCAAACUAAGAAGCUUUUACCGCAAAAUGGAAACCAAGGGCUACGGGCAGGGGCCAGGAAAAGUGAAGUUAAUAAUUAGAAGAGACCACCUUCUGGAGGAUGCUUUCAACCAGAUCAUGUGCUAUUCUCGCAAAGACCUACAGAGAAGCAGGCUUUACGUCAGCUUUGUUGGAGAAGAAGGGCUGGACUACAGUGGUCCAUCCAGAGAGUUCUUCUUCCUGGUUUCCCGUGAGCUUUUUAACCCAUACUAUGGACUAUUUGAAUACUCAGCUAAUGACACUUACACUGUGCAGAUCAGCCCCAUGUCAGCCUUUGUGGACAACCAUCAUGAAUGGUUCCGGUUCAGUGGACGCAUCCUGGGGCUCGCUCUAAUUCAUCAGUACCUGUUGGAUGCAUUCUUCACCCGACCAUUCUACAAAGGCCUUCUUCGCAUUCCAUGUGAUUUGAGUGAUCUAGAGUUUUUGGAUGAGGAGUUCCAUCAGAGUCUCCAGUGGAUGAAGGACAAUGACAUUCAGGAUAUGCUAGACCUCACCUUUACUGUCAAUGAGGAGGUGUUUGGACAGAUUACAGAGCGUGAGCUGAAGCCGGGUGGGUCUGGCAUCCCUGUGUCAGACAAGAACAAGAAAGAGUACAUUGAACGCAUGGUGAAGUGGCGGAUUGAGAGAGGGGUGGCCCAGCAGACAGAGAGUCUCGUGAGAGGAUUCUAUGAGGUGGUGGACGUCCGACUCGUCUCCGUGUUUGAUGCCCGAGAGCUGGAGCUGGUCAUUGCUGGGACAGCGGAGAUUGACCUAGCCGAUUGGAGAAGCCAUACAGAAUACAGAGGAGGUUACCAUGAUAACCACAUAGUGAUUCGAUGGUUCUGGGCUGCAGUGGAGCGUUUCAACAACGAACAAAGACUACGACUCCUUCAGUUUGUUACAGGCACUUCUAGCAUUCCCUAUGAGGGGUUUGCCUCUCUGCGGGGCAGUAACGGCCCACGUCGAUUCUGUGUGGAGAAAUGGGGCAAAGUGACCUCCCUCCCACGGGCUCACACCUGCUUUAACCGCCUGGAUCUCCCUCCCUACCCCUCCUUCUCGAUGCUCUACGAGAAGAUGCUCACUGCUGUGGAGGAGACCAGCACCUUUGGUCUGGAGUGAGCUCCCUUCACAGGAAAAGUGCCAUUUGAUUUUUUUUUUUUUUUUUUUUUUUCAGUUCUCCACCACCUGGCUUACCAUGCAGGCUUCAUUCUCACCCUCACUCUUGGCUAUGACCUUGGUAACUGGACACUUAGGUGUUUUGUCAAAUCUACGGAACUGGAAUAUAUCAUCAAAUGACUUACUGGGCAUGUGCCAACUCCUGCUCUAUACUGUAUGGAAUCAAACUCCUGUGGUAACUGCAUUUAAUUCCUCACACAAAAAGAGACUUACACAUCCACAGAAAUCAGAGCUGGAGUCCUGAUCACCUGGUUUUGGUUCUCCUGUCUGGACCAGUACAUUUUGAUCUACGCUGUAGGGUUUUGCCUUUUGUUCUUGAAUGAGCUACUUUUUCCAAAGAUGUUUCAUUACAGUAAUGUAGUCACUUUAUUUAAUAUUUGUAGGGUCUGAAGGAAUAAACCUGUGAUAGUUUUUUUGCUGCAGGGCUUUGUCAUGAGCCCCUUUCACACUGCGAUUUGUUCCCGGGUCGCUAGAUUUAGCACUUUCACACUGCCAGUGAUUACCCGGUUUACCUGCUUUCACACACAACCAGUAAAGAUCCCGUAACGACAUGUGACAUCAAGGUGUGACGUGUGUACGAGUCGAAAAUGUUAGGCACAUUAUACUUUCACUGAAGCAAGCAAAUGAUCUUGGCGUAAGCGCGGAAAAUGAGGAACGUUGAUCUUUCUUCAAAACACCCGUCAAAAGAGUCGCGCCAUAACGCGCAUCAUCACUUCGACACGGCAUUAGAUCUGGCUUUUGUUCACACAGCGCUCGUCCCGGGUCGAACCCGGCAAUGUUACUAGGUCCUCGUCCCGGGUUCAUUGCUGGAAUCAAUCCCGGGACGUGGUUGCUUUCACACAGAAGGCGACCUGGCAAUGUUCCGGCAAUAUGCCGGGUCGGACGUGCAGUGGGAAAGGGGCUAUGGAGAUACAGUGUGAUGUCAGUUAAGACCAACUUUUUUGGUUUCAGAGGUUUCACUUCGGCGGUCUUGGUUUUGAGAGGUCUGAUUGUGGACCUAAAUGAUAUUGAUCUUGGCUGCAGCUCUGAAAACACAACUUAUUCUUUGUUUCCAUCUUUUAAGAGAAUGAAAACACACAAAACAGCAUGCACACUCUCUUAUAGAGAUUCUUGCACCAAAUGUAGUGGUUGUAGAAUAGCAACCUGGCAAACUGAACAUCCUAGGUUCAAACCGUGAGCUAGAAAUUUCCACUAUCACCUCUUGUGCACUUGAGCAAGACAUUUAUCAGCGGACUGUUCCAGGGGACUGUAAAUGUAGUCAUCCACUUUGGUUGGUCGACACUGAUUAACUAACAAACACCAACACUUAGUACUUUGUUACAUGCACACAUUUUUUAAUCCACUUCAACCUUUUAUGCAACCCACAAAUGCUACUAAAAACUAUGAAUGUAUAAACACUGAUCACCAUGUGCAAUAUGUGCAACAGAUUUCUGUGUAUCAGGAAAGGUGGAUUUUCUCUUAGAGACCAUCAUAAGGAGACCUAUUGCUCUAAACUGUGGAGACAGACACAAACAGUGGCCUUGAAAUAAUCUUUAUUAAAAUGUAUUGUUGGGUAUAGUUAGUAACAUGGUGAUGUGUGCAGUCCACUGGAGUAACUUAAAACCAGUGCUGCAGUAGUUAAAACCAGUAAAAAAGGCGAACAAGCUUAUUCAGGAAAAUGAAAGAAAAAAACAAAACAAAAAGAAAAAAGUUAUAUUUAUUGUGUAGGGAGCAGCAACCCAAACUGAAACACCCUUGCUAGGUGGUAUGAAGUGUUUUCGAAAUAGAACAUAAUAAUGGAAUAAUCUCUGAGCAGGAUUUUCAAUUUAAUGAAUCACAGAUAGAAGUUCAACACAAAAAUAAAGGAUGAAAAGGUCCUCAUUUUUUGGGUGACAAGUUGUUUACAGACAUGUAAUUUUUUUCUGUGGUCCCUUUCCUAAGCCCACACACACACACACACACACACACACACACACACACACACACACACACACACACACACACACAUUCAGCAAUAAAAGGAAAUCACUUAUUCACAUCAUACAAAUGCUGAUCUGGCCAAAGCACGAUUCCUAGGAUAUGGAUUUGUCUUAAAACAGCUCCUUUCUCUAUGUAAUUGAUAUUUGGAUAAAAUACUGCAUGCAGGGUCAAAGAAGCAGUACCUGAGUUUGACCCUUAGAUGGCGUUGUGUCAUAGCUUGAUAUAUUGCAUGCUGGAAUUAGUGAAACAACACGAGUCCAGAUUAGCUUAAUUUGCAUGAGAAGUUGCUGUUAAUCAGGGGUGGGAUGGGACUGGGGACAUAAGUAAAUAAAUAAAUAAAUAAUCCAUUCUUUUCAUACUUCAUCUGCACUGCUAUUUAUGGGUUACAGAUUGUGUAAAAUGAUGCUGAUGAAAGAGCCAUCACUUGAAAACUGUUGGUGAAAAUGUGAACCUGCAUGCUUUCCAUGAUGUGUCCAUAUUUGUAUAUAGCUGUAAUAUAUGUAUGUCAGUCUUGUCCUGUGUUUAAAUUAUAUUUUGCACUGAAUGUACCAGA